AUGGCCGCGGCAGAUUUGAGCCUAGCUCUCGCUUUUCUCGUCCUUGCAGGAGCUCUUCUGCCGGCUGAGGCGGACAUUGGCGUGAAUUGGGGGAUGCUCUCCACCCACCGGCUGUCACCUUCCAUUGUUAUAGAUCUCAUGAAGGAAAAUAGGAUUGGAAAAGUUAAGCUCUUCGAUACUGACCCUGCGGUCCUUAGGGCGCUGAUGGGGAGCAACAUCGAAGUAAUGGUAGGGAUCCCGAACGAAAUGCUAGCACUUCUUAGCUCCUCUCCUGCUGCUGCGGACGUUUGGGUUAGUCAGAAUGUAUCGAGAUACGUGGUUAAAGGCGGAGUGAACCUGAGAGGUAGUGGUGAAUCCAUUAGCAGGAGAGAUUUGCUUAUUUUUUGGGCUGGGCAACUUGGAGAAUUAGUAGGCUCUGUGACUCCACUCAAAAACUUGGAUUUUCUUAUAAUUAAUAUGCUUCCUUAUGAAAUUGUAGUAGAUUUCGACGUGCUUGGUGUGAGCAUGGAAGUUAGAAUUAUUGGCAAGGCCAUUGUUGAUAUGUUGUCACAAUAG
Molecule: messenger RNA, 555 nt
Organism: Phalaenopsis equestris
Lineage: Eukaryota; Viridiplantae; Streptophyta; Magnoliopsida; Asparagales; Orchidaceae
Product: glucan endo-1,3-beta-glucosidase 5-like
Exons: 3
Coding region: 1-555 (184 amino acids)
Biological process (GO): carbohydrate metabolic process
Cellular component (GO): plasma membrane
Molecular function (GO): hydrolase activity, hydrolyzing O-glycosyl compounds
Source: RefSeq, a predicted model, not a curated record